GCACACGGAGCUGAGGAGUUCUCCUCACACAGUGGAUUAUAACAUUACAUCAGCAAUCAAUUUGGGAUACCCUUUUGGCAUCUGAAACAGAGAUCAUGUCUACAUCAAGUGAACUUAGCAGGAUCCUCAACACUGCCAAUGUAACAAUGUACUCAACUGAACCACAACCAAAUCUUCAACCCCUGCACAUAUCCAUGGUGAACAGGGCCCCGCAGCUCUUGGACAUCUCAUUUUAUGGCACUACAGCUGGUCCCUGGAACCAUGUGAACCCUCAGUACUGGACAAAAAAACAAGUCCUGGAAUGGAUUGAGUACCAUGUUGAAGAGAGCAAGUUUGACGCCAGCUUGCUGAACAUGGCUUACUGCUCCAUGGAUGGGUCCACCCUGUGCCACAUGAACCGUGAAGACUUCACCAUGGCUUUUGGGACCCUUGGAGAACGCCUCCACCAAAACCUAGAGAUGCUCAAAGCCAAACACGGUCACCAUCAGGUAGAUGAUCUCACGGACCCACGUGACCUCACUGAGACUUAUGACCUACUGAAUGACUUCUUGCUUGGGCUGCCUCAGUCGCCUCUCCUGCAUGACGGACAGUUUGGUGGACUUCUGGACACAGUUGUUGUGCAGCCCUCCCCUCCUCAAGAGAGGAGAGACAGUGAUUCCUACAACUUCUUAACUGCAUAUAAGACAGAAAUUGACAACGGCUACGAAUCCCUUCCCGAAAGCCUUCAGAGCUCCACAGGUAGUUUCCUGAAUCCAAGCUCACCAGAAUCCAAUGGAAGUGACUCAGACCCAGAAUUUCUUGACAUGCGCUAUCCUGUCAAAACAAAGAGCUUUGAGAAGCAAGAGAGAGGAGAACAGAAGAAGAGGGGCAGAGGAAGGCCACCCAAACUCAGCCGCGGUUCAGACCAGUUCACCGACAGCAAAAAGAGCAAACAUACACCCAGAGGAACACACCUUUGGGAGUUCAUCCGUGACAUCCUGAUCCACCCUGAGCAGAACCAGGGCCUGAUGAAAUGGGAGGACCGCAGAGACGGAGUCUUCAAGUUCCUCAAGUCUGAGGCAGUCGCUCAACUCUGGGGCCAGAAGAAAAAGAACAGCAGCAUGACCUAUGAGAAGCUCAGUCGUGCUAUGAGGUACUAUUACAAAAGGGACAUUUUGGAGAGGGUUGAUGGCCGACGGCUAGUGUACAAAUUUGGGAAGAACUCAAGUGGAUGGAAGCUGGAGGAACUGGGGAUGUGAGGUGUGACAUUUGAAAAGGGGAUUGGGUGGAGAGUGUUUCUCACACUUGAAGGAUAGGGGACUCUGACCCCAUCAAUGAAGGACAAAAGGCUGAGAUCUGUCCACCUGAAGAUCCUUGCACUAAGAAACAAACUUCCCACACGUGGGGAAUAUAUUACAGAAACUGUAAGCCAAUGUUCUUGGCUAAAGUAGGUUUUAUGAACCAGUAAUAAUGUUGUUUUGCAAUUCAAGUCACACCAUUCUGUUCCUAUCGGCAUGCAGGCAUGCCUACUUAAGACUUUGUUAAACUUUUUUUUUUUUUUAAACUGAGCAA
This is a messenger RNA of Chanos chanos (milkfish), 1551 nucleotides long. RefSeq names its product E74-like factor 3 (ets domain transcription factor, epithelial-specific) (gene elf3). Gene Ontology annotation, molecular function: sequence-specific DNA binding; DNA-binding transcription factor activity, RNA polymerase II-specific. Gene Ontology annotation, biological process: cell differentiation; regulation of transcription by RNA polymerase II. The transcript has 9 exons. Lineage: Eukaryota; Metazoa; Chordata; Actinopteri; Gonorynchiformes; Chanidae. Gene Ontology annotation, cellular component: nucleus. Bases 96 to 1238 code for a protein of 380 amino acids. The record is from RefSeq and is a predicted model, not a curated record.